Molecule: messenger RNA, 615 nt
Organism: Cokeromyces recurvatus
Lineage: Eukaryota; Fungi; Mucoromycota; Mucoromycetes; Mucorales; Mucoraceae
Product: 60s acidic ribosomal protein-domain-containing protein
Exons: 3
Coding region: 162-482 (106 amino acids)
Biological process (GO): cytoplasmic translation; translational elongation
Cellular component (GO): ribosome; cytosolic large ribosomal subunit
Molecular function (GO): structural constituent of ribosome; protein kinase activator activity; ribonucleoprotein complex binding
Source: RefSeq, a predicted model, not a curated record
AAAAAUAAUCAAUCAUUUAAAAUGACAAGAGAAAAGAGAAUCUAUCUUUAUACAUUAGUGACAAUAAUUGACACUAUUUAAAGUGGAACAAAAAAAAAAAAAAGAUAAUCGUUGUUAAAAAAAAUCAUACUAAUUUUUCAAUUGUCAAUUUCGAAAUUAGCAUGUCUGCCGAACUUGCUGUCGUUUACGCUGCUCUCAUCCUCGAAGAUGACAACAUCGAGAUCACUGCUGACAAGCUUCAAGCUCUCGUUUCUGCUGCCGGUGUUGAAGUUGAACCCAUCUGGUUCUCUCUCUACGCUAAGGCUCUCGCCGGUCAAGAUCUCAAGGCUCUUCUCUUGAACGUCGGUGCUCCUGGUGCUGCUCCUGCUGCUGGUGCCGCCGCUGCUGGUGGUGCUGCUGCUGCUGAUGCUCCUGCCGAAGAAGAAAAGGCUGAAGAAAAGGAAGAAUCUGAUGAAGAUAUGGGUUUCGGUCUCUUCGAUUAAACCAUUUCAACUUCGUCUAAUUAAAAAAUACAUUCACAACGUCAAAUUUUUUUAUUUUUAAUUGAAAUAGAAAUAAAGUUUGUUGUAAGGAUGAAAUUAAAGAAAAAAAAAGGAUCAGAGAAGAAGCAAUACU